Messenger RNA from Trichoplusia ni (cabbage looper), 1503 nucleotides. RefSeq lists its product as uncharacterized. The record is from RefSeq and is a predicted model, not a curated record. The transcript is spliced from 3 exons. The coding region runs from base 1 to 1503 and encodes 500 amino acids. Lineage: Eukaryota; Metazoa; Arthropoda; Insecta; Lepidoptera; Noctuidae.
AUGACCGUGCUACAGUCUAAAGUCUACAGUCUUCUCGUACUAAAGGCGACGAUGCUGUCACUCAAGGUCGCGACUAAAACGACUGAAGCAGUGACGGUCGUCAACUUGUCAUCAAAAGAAUUGUCCGAGGACACUGUGUCUGUGCUAUCUCGUGGACUAAACUUUGCACCGACACCACGUAGAAUACCCGUUGAGGAUAUAAUAACAAAUAUUGAAAAUACCAUUUUCAGGAAUAAAAUACCUCACGGAGAUGCUGAUUGCCUGCGCCAAGAUGUGUCCACAUUAUUGCGUAAGUCUCCCCUACCUAAGAGCAAUAUUACCCUCAAGGAGGUUAGUGCCCUGCGGGAGUUGCGCAAUGAUGAGUCACUGUUAGUGCUACCAGCGGACAAAGGUAACGCCACUGUAGUCGUCGACACCGAAGCGUACGAACACAAAAUAACGCAAAUGGUGGGCGACACAAGUGUUUAUCGUAAAGUUACUUACAACCCUACAUCUCGAGUCACGACGAAAGUAAACAAACUUCUCCACAUCAUAGGUGACAAGGAGCUGGUAGCACAACUACGUCCACAAAAUCCGACACCACCCAAAAUUUAUGGUUUGCCAAAAAUCCAUAAAACUAAUUGGCCCCUACGACCUAUAGUUAGCCAAAUAGACGCACCGACCUAUAAACUGUCGCGUCACUUGGCUACACUGUUACAGCCAUACACGGGCAAAACGAGCAGCUACGUGAGAGACUCCCGUCAUUUUGUUGAGUUACUGAAUGGUAUACAGCUGCAGAACACUGAAAUAAUGGUCAGCUUCGACAUAACGUCGCUGUUUACCAACGUACCAGUAGAUGAAGUCAUUCAAAUAAUAACUACCCUUUUAGGCGGAUCUACAAUACCUACUGGCUAUGUUGAGAGCAUCACUUUCUGUUUGAAAAGCGGAUAUUUUCUGUGGCGUGGGAACUAUUAUCUCCAAAUUGACGGAGUGGCCAUGGGCUCGCCUCUCGCGCCCGUUGUAGCAAACAUUUUUAUGGAGUGGUUCGAAGAAAAAGCACUGGAGUCCGCCAGUGUUAAACCGCGAUACUGGUGGCGAUAUGUUGAUGACGUUUUUGCUGUCGUCACCCGGGACGGAUUGAAGGAUCUGACGUCACACCUUAACCAAGUGCAUGCGAAGAUAGAGGUCACCAUGGAGGAGGAGAGCGAAGGGAAGUUACCGUUCCUGGAUGUGCUGGUCAUCCGAGAGCCGAACGGACGCGUGACUCACACCGUCUACCGGAAACCGACGCACACAGACCGGUACCUACGAGCCGAUUCUCAUCACCACCACUCACACCUAUCUUCGGUGCCUCGUACGCUGCUGAACCGAGCACUUGCUCUAUGCGACCACAAAUACGUUGAUGCGGAACUAAGGCAUCCGCAAGAUACCACCGAGUCGCCGACGAAUUCUGCUGCUAGUGCCACACCAAAGAAGCCUAAAACCAUGAGCAGGCCCAAGCGCGCUGCUGCCAAUAAGAAGUAG